This is a messenger RNA of Lycium ferocissimum, 1878 nucleotides long. RefSeq lists its product as uncharacterized. NCBI's taxonomy places the organism in Eukaryota, Viridiplantae, Streptophyta, Magnoliopsida, Solanales, Solanaceae. The coding region runs from base 1 to 1878 and encodes 625 amino acids. The transcript has 3 exons. The record is from RefSeq and is a predicted model, not a curated record.
AUGCAGCAAAAUCAGAAGGAGGUUCUAAUAGCUGAUGAAGAUGGAAGCAGUGGCUCAAAGAUCAAUGAGGGAGGUGAUAAUACUGAUCAACUAAAAGAUCAGGUCAUCAAUAAUACUGCAAUCCAGAAUAACACAGAAUUAGUAGAGACAGAUGGAAAGCCUACAGAAUCAGUAGAGGGGCAAGAGUCAAAUGGGCAAAUUAUUAGCACAAGCCAGGAAGCAGUGGUGGAAAAGGGUGAACAUGAUAAGUGGAAAGAGGACAAGACAGAAGAAGAGGGAACUGAGGAGCAAUCCUUAGAUAUCAGUCCUAUUAAUCAUCCAAAGGAGCCUGGUGGAUCAGUCCCAAAGACUCCAAGAAGUAAUACCCCUCAGGAAAUAAAAGAUCAGGAGCUUAAGAAAGACUUGCUUAAUGUUCAAAUUGAUCAGGUGUCAACAGAAGCAAAUCUCUCUCCUAGAAAGACAAGGCAAAUGAGAAACUCAAAAGUAAAAGGAGGAAAGAAGGAACCUGUUCCCCCAGUCAAACUAUUAUCAAAGAGAUCAGUUAAUACUCAACAAUCCUUUGAGAGAUUAACUAAUCUGAAUAGAAGAAACAGAUACAAUAUUAUUGGUCUGAUGGAACCUUUUGAAGAUGCUGAACAAGGUUCAGUGGAGAUUGACAAUGAACAGCAGAUUACUUUGAAGUUGUUUCACCAAAUUUUAAACUGUCAUAUAGUCUUAACAGUGGUGUAUGCCUCUUGUGAUGCUGGAGAAAGAAGAAUGCUAUGGGAUUCCAUUAGCCAGGUUUCUAAUCUUUUUGAUUUACCUUGGCUAGUGGGAGGUGACUUCAAUGUCAUAUCUACAGAAGAGGAAAAAUUAGGAGGUCUGCCAGUCUUGUAUAAUGAAGUAGCAGAUUUCAAUCACUGUCUUAGCAGUUGUGGUUUACAGGAUCUUGGAUAUGUAGGUAGUACAUAUACAUGGUGGAAUGGAAGAGCUGAAGAAGCAUGCAUUUUUAAAAGGUUGGACAGGAUGGUUUGUAAUGAUAAAUUGCUAGAUGUAAUGCCCACCAUGAAGGUAACUCAUCUGAUAAAAAAGGGAUCUGAUCAUUCUCCUUUGGAACUAGAGUGUUCCACAACUACUGAGGUGAUCAUAAAGCCUUUUAAGUUCUUGAAUUUUUGGGUCCAACAUGACAGUUUCCAGGAGAUUAUCAAGCAACAUUGGUGUAUAGAUUUUGAAGGAAAUCCAUUUGCCAAGUUUCAUCACAAGCUCAAAAAGGUGAAGAAUGCAUUGAGAAGUUGGAGCAAGAACACACACGGCAAUAUUUUUCAGCAAAUUGCAUCACUUGAAGAGGUAAUCAAAGUCCAUGAGGAGAAGUUUGAAACAUCUCCAACAGUGCAGAAUAGAGAAAGACUAAAUAGGGUGCAGGCAGACCUUAGUAGAUUCUUACACUUGGAAGAACAGUUUUGGAGACAGAAAUUAGGACUAACAUGUUUUCAAGAUGGAGAUAAAAACUCAAAGUUCUUCCAUGCUUAUGUAAAAGGGAGGAGAAAGAAUCUCAGAGUGGAUAAUAUCCAAGAUGCUGAUGGAAGCUGGUUAACCAAUCAAGAAGAGAUCUCACAAGAAACAGUCAAAUGUUAUCAUAAGCAAUUUGAAGAAGAUAGAAUUCCUUCUAAGUUUGGUUUAUUAAAGCAUAUCCCUACCCUAGUCACAGAAGAUCAGAAUCAUACCAUGGAGAUGCUACCAACUGAAGAAGAAGUCAAAGAAGCAGCAUUUGCCGUGAAUGGAGAAAGUGCUUGUGGUCCUGAUGGAUUCACAGGAUUGUUCUUUCAAUCAUGUUGGGAGAUAGUCAAACUAGAUGUGGUGGAUAUGGUGAAGGCAUUCUUUGUGGGCAAGAACUACUAA